This is a messenger RNA of Syngnathus acus (greater pipefish), 5686 nucleotides long. RefSeq names its product leucine-rich repeat and fibronectin type-III domain-containing protein 4 (gene lrrc66). Lineage: Eukaryota; Metazoa; Chordata; Actinopteri; Syngnathiformes; Syngnathidae. The record is from RefSeq and is a predicted model, not a curated record. The transcript has 3 exons. Gene Ontology annotation, cellular component: plasma membrane. Gene Ontology annotation, molecular function: protein binding. The coding region runs from base 119 to 1024 and encodes 301 amino acids.
AAAGGAGAAGACAGUAACUGCGCGUAAAUGAUUGAACGCCGUCUUUGGGCGGGUUUAUAUAUGAGCAGACUUUGGCCGUGAUGUUUAAAGCGCUUCAGAUGUGGCGAGUAGAUGGUCGAUGUGGAUUAUAUGGAUUGGACUGAGGAUGGCUCGGGUUUUGAUCGUUUUGUUGCUGCUGCUCACCUGCUCCGGGCUCCGCCAUCACUCGCUAGCUUGCCCGCCAGCCUGCUCGUGUCCAGGGUCAUCCAUGUUGAACUGCUCCUUGGCGGGUCUCCGGGCUCUGCCGCAAAACCUGGACUCUGUGGCUGAUCUGGACAUUUCCCACAACCACCUAGAACGGGCGACGCUACUCCGCCGGACGCUUCCUCGGCUCCGCAGCCUUCGCUUGGCCAAUAACAGCAUCACGCGACUGUCGCUCUGCAUCCACGGACGUGUUGAGGGUCGAGGGUGCGCCUCCUGGGCCCCCAACCUGCAGCUCUUAUCUGUGGAGAGGAAUCAGCUACGACGACUACCACGGGGCUUGAGUGCUAUAGAGGCCUUGGAGAUCCUGCAACUGUCCUUCAACAACAUUACCACCAUCCAGCUAGGAGAACUGGACAACCUGCGUGGGCUACGGGAGCUUCACCUCCAACACAACCUCAUCAGCAGCCUGCACCCGAAUGCCUUCAGACAUUUACACCAGCUCGAGAUUCUCGAUGUGAGCUUCAACAUGCUGACCAGCCUCGACCCUUCAAUCUACUUCUCUCUACACACCAUCGGGACGGACGUUCACCUAGCUGGAAACAAGUGGCACUGUAACUGCAUCAUGAGGAACAUAAGAAGAUGGAUGGCUAUUAACAGGAACCGAGGGUCGCAUUCCUGGGAUUUGGUUUGCGCUUCCCCGCCCAUUCUAGCAGGUGCCGACGUUCUACACCUGGAGGACGAUGAUUUGAACUGUUGGAGCACUGAAAAGGAACCACAAGAUGUGACGGUACAACAAGGUUCUGAUGUUCUGCUGUCCUGCACCACAAGAGGUAACAGCUGAAAAAUCCCUUUUUUCUAUUGAAACCUAAUAAGCAACUCAUGUCUUUUUCUCAGGUGAAUUAUGGUGGACGCCUGCUGGUUUGGCACCUGGAAACCAACCUAACUCUGGUCUCCUCGUCAGCGCCAUCACAGAGAAAAACACUGGUCUUUACGUGUGCUUGUCCAAGGAUCACCAGGUGGUGUCCAUCUUUCAUCUUCGUAUCGCAGGAAUUAGCAGAAUAGUUCGAAGUGUAGCAGAGAGAAUCACAGGUGAAGUAAGGAGCCAAAACGUGACACAAUCCGACUUGACGUUAGCCGUGUGUUUGUCCGUGUUCAUCACCUUUCUGUUCGCCUUCAUCCUGGGAGUUGUCCUAAGACCUUGCAUCGAUAUUCUCUGGAAGAGGAUCACCAGAAAGAAAACAUCUGAAAACACUGUCUCGUCGGCGGAGGGGAGACAAUACGACAAUGAGGCCUACUCGGAAGACCCAGAGGAGUUGCGCCCUCACAGAGAAAGGAGAGUUACCUUCAGCACAGUGGAAGAAAAUGAUGUUAAAUAUUAUGACACGGAACAUGACACAAGAGUAAACGGCAAAGUAGUUGAAAAUGAAACGCUUGUAGAUAGAGAUUCGGUAUUUGAGAAAAGUCUGGAGGGAAGCAGUUCAGAGGAUACACGAGGUCUUUCGGACCAAAACCUCACGAGAACUUUGUCUGAUUCUUCACUUUCUGAUAAGGACCAAAAACAAGUGGACCCUCUUUAUCAGAACACAUCAGAAAUACCUCAAAUUUCCAUUAAUAAAAUUCCAGGAGUUUCUUCUGAACCCAUUGUAGAUUACGCACAGCAUGCAAAAAACAGUGGAACAGUGGAACUCGAAGAUGAGGAAGAACAAUUUGACUUCAGCGACUCUGUCCGCAGCACAUCUCCGAGAACCAGCAGCCCCAUGGGUUCUUUUAACUACACCCGACAAAUUAUGCCAAGACUGAGCAGAAAACACUCGUCCGGCUCCAGUUCGUACAUGAGUGACGAUCAACUUACCCAAUACACAGUCAACCCAGAUCUGCAAGAAGAGAAGGUGAGCAGGAGCUACGCUGAAACCAAGGUCUUCGACAACCUUGCUAGUUUGAAGUCUGAGAAUCGAUAUGAACAUAGCCUGGAUCAGGACACAGAACUUUGGUGGCCUGAAAUUGAUUUCGAUAACUCAAUGCGUGUCCAGAGACGAAUGGAUUUCAAAGUGCGUGAGAGAAGCUUCAGGGAUAAACACACGACAGGAAGGGUGGUGACAGCAGGAGUCGCACCUUCAACUUCUUUCUCCGGCAGUGACAGUGAAGAAUCACAACAACUUGAUUCACAAACGCAGUGGCCAGCGAUUGAUCUUGAGCAUACCAUCUCAGUCCAAAGACGCUUAGAUAUCAAAUCACCAUCACUAACAUUAGAUUCCUCAUCCGGCGAAGACUCUGAGGAUGGAUCAAUACGCCUCACAAAGUCCAAAGACACUAGGUGGCCCGCCGUCAUUGACCCUCAGCAGAUUCCUUACAUUGAAAGGGACCUAAAUGUGAAGUCAACGCAUCCUGAUUCUGCUUCAAACAGUGACAGUGAAGAGGUAACAUGGGCCAGCAUGCCACAGUCUCCAUCAAAUGUAUCCUCGAGAUAUGACCCAAAAGCACCUUGGCCUGCAAUUGAUCUUGAGGAUUCUUUCAAAACUAAGAGGCAUCUAGAUGUCAAACCACUGUCACCAACUUCACAUUCAACUUCCAGUAUUGACAGUGAAGAUGAAAAACUGUACUCCACACAAAAACAGGAGCAAGGGACCAUUGAAGUGACUAGUUACCCCAUUAAACCACCUCCAACACUAAGUUAUAACCCACGAUUGAUUGAUCUUGAUGAUUCUUUCAGAAUUAAAAGGUAUCUUGACGUCAAACCUCUGUCACCACCUUCAGGUUCAACUUCUAGUAUUGACAGUGAAGAGGAAACAAUGUACUACACUCAAAAGCAGGAGCAUGGGACCCUAAAAGUAACGAGUAACCCCAAUAAAGCCACUCCAACACCAGGUUAUAGCCCAGAAUCACCUUGGCCCUCAAUUGACCUUGAGGAUUCUUUCAGAAUCAAAAGACGUCUUGAUGUCAAACCAAUGCCACCAACUUCAGGUUCAACUUCCACAAUUGAAGAUCAAACAAUGUACUACACUCAAAAGCAGGAGCAUGGGACCCUAAAAAUAACUAGUAACCCCAAUAAAGCCACUCCAACACUAGGUUAUAGCCCAGAAUCACCUUGGCCCUCAAUUGAUCUUGAGGAUUCAUUCAGAAUUAAGAGACGUCUAAACAUCAAAGCACCUUCACCACCUUCGGAUUCAUCGUUCAGCAGCGACAGUGAGCAUGAAACAACACUAAGUCAUGACCAACACUCACAUUGGCCCUUAAUAGAUCUUGAGGAUUCUUUCCGAAUCAAGAGGCGUCUCGACGUCAAAGCACUUCCACCACCUUCAGAUUCCUCGUUCAGCAGUGACAGUGAUCAUGGAACAACUCACCACAUCACAGAACACAAACAAGGAGGCACUGAAGUUACUAGGUAUCCUGCUCACGUGUCACCAACACAAAGUCAUGACCCACAAAUACCCUGGCCCUCAAUAGAUCUUGAGGAGUCUUUCCGAAUCAAGAGGCGUCUUGAUGUCAAAGCACCUCCACCACCUUCAGAUUCAUCGUUUAGCAGUGAGUAUGAAAUUCAUCAUAUCACAGAGAAAAAGAAAGACAUCACUGAAGUAACUAUGUACCCCACUGGAGCAUCGCCAACACCAAAAUAUGACCUACAAGCACCCUGGCCCUCUACUACUCUUGAGGAUUCUUUCAGAAUUAAGAGGAGACUAGAUGUCAAAGUACCACCACAAACUUUGGAUGCGUCAUCCGACAGUGAUGAUGAAAUGAAUAAUCACAUUCAAAACCUGGAGCAAGACACCAUGAAAGUAACCAGGCACGCUCCAACACAAAAUUAUGAUCAACCUUGGCCCUCAAUUGAUCUUGAGGAUUCUUUCAGAAUCAAAAGGCGUUUAAAUGUCCAAGCACCUUCACCGUCUGAUUCAUCAUCCAGCAACAACAGCGAUAUCACUAAAGUAACUAAGUACACCACUGAAGUGUCACCAAUGCUAAUUUAUGAUCCAAACGCCCCUUCUAUUGAUCUUGAGGAUUCUUUCAGAAUUAAGAGGCAUCUGGACAUCAAAUCGUCAACUUCAUAUUUAUCAUCCAGUGAGGAUGAACUUACUCAUCCCAUCAUUGAGCAGGUGCAAGAGAUCAAAAAUGUAACAAGGCACCCCGUUACAUCACCUCCGGCAUCAAGUUAUGACCCAGAAGCCCCUUGGCCUUCUAUUGAGCUUGAGGAUUCUUUCCGAGUUAAAAGGUGUCUCGAUGUCAAAGUUCUCCCACAAAAUUCAGAGACAUCAACCUUGAAACAGGAGCAAGGGACCACUCAGGGUUCGCCAAGACCAAGUCAUGACCCACAAGCACCUUGGCCCUUAAUCAAUCUUGAGGACUCUUUCCGAAUUAAAAGGCGUCUAGAUAUCAAAGCACCUUCACCAACUUCCAAUUCGUCAUUCAGAAAUGAGAGUGAGCAUGAAAAAACUAAUCAGCCUACAAAUGAGGAGCAGGAAAUCACAAAAGUAACAGGGUACCCCAUUAAAGCACCUCCAACAUCAAGGUAUGACCUACAAGCACCAUGGCCCUCAGUUGAUCUUGAUGGUACUUUCAGAAUUAAGCGGCGUUUAAACGUCAAAGCACUGCCACGAACUUCAGAUUCGAUGUACCACAGUGACACUGAAGAUGAAAGGACCAAACACACCACAAACCAGGACCAGCAAACCAACAAAGAAACUCAGUACUUAACUAUAGCACCUCCAACAUCAAGUUAUGAACCACAAGCACCUUGGCCCUCUGUUGAUCUUGGUAGCACUUUGCGAAUUAAGCGGCGUCUAAACAUCAAAGCACGGUCACCAACUUCAGAUUCAUCAUUCAGCAGUGACAAUGAGCUUGAAACAAUUACUCAACCUACAAAACAUGAGCAAGAUAUCCUGAAAGUAACAAGUUACCCAUUUGAAGCACCUCCAGCAUCAAGAUAUGAUCCACAAUCACCUUGGCCUUCUAUUGAUCUUGAUGGUGGUUUCAGAAUCAAGCGACGUCUAAACGUCAAAGCACUGUCACCAACUCCAGAUUCGAUGUCCAGCAUUGACACUAAAGACGAAAGGACCAUUCACAUCACAAAGCAGGACCAGGAAACCGCAAAUGUAUCUAGCUACCCCAUGAAAGCACCUCCAACAUCCAGUCAUGACCCAUCAUCUCCAUGGCCUUCUCUUGAUUUUGAAGAUUCUCUCCGAAUCAAGAGGCGUCUAAACAUCAAUGCGCCUUCAUCACCUUCAGAUUCUUUGUCCAGCAGCGACCAUGAAUAUGAAAUGAUUCAUCACGUCAUAAAACAAGAGGAGCAAGGGAUUCCUCGGCAUCCAAUAAAAGAAUCACAAAGUCCACGCUCUAACCCACAAUCAUCUUGGCCCUCGAUUGAUCUUGUGGAUUCUUUCAGAAUCAAGAGGCGUUUAGAUUUCAAAGUGCUGUCACCAACUCCAGAUUCAUCAUCGAGCAGCAUUAAACAGGAACAAGGAACUGCAAAUAAAGAGGAUGAUCCACGAGGAUUUUGGCCAUCACUUGACCC